AUGUCUGAUGCUCUGUAUGGCUCUUGUGCAGAGGUUCUAUCACUAUGUCAGUCCAUGAAAGAUGACCUAGCAGCAAUCCUCGAUCCAGAAACGGGUUUUGCGCCUCGUCUUCGCCAAUUAUGUCGGGAUCAAAUUACCGACUUGGAAGACUCCCGAGCGUCGCAGAGUGAAAUCGAGCUCCUUCGCAUGGAACAAAAUACAUGGGGACUACUCCAAGCCGUGAUGCCGGCCCGAAAAACAGACCCACCCUCCGUCCCAUCCGCACGAGACCUGCUCUACGAAAAUCCAUAUACUCCCACAUCAACACUUGCGCAAGCCAUCAUGAACUCAUCCCCUCUCCUCUCGGAACUCAUCGUUAUCCGAGAAUGGCUGCAUGAAACCGCUCCAGCGCCCAUGCACCCAGAAGCGAACACCGGUUAUUGGAAGUUCACAAAACAUAGUGUUAUUCAAUCAAUACGGAUGGGAAACGCACACCGUGAUGGGCUUGUGAAGGAGAUGGAUCCGGACGCGCCGAAUCGCGAGGAAGGGCGGUCCCUCGCGUCUGAUGAUGCCAGCUAUGAGAGAAAUCUGCUGCAAGCCCUAUAUGGAUAUAUCCGGGGAGGGAGGUUCGAUGAUGCAGUGGAGCUGUGUAGGAAAGCCCACCAACCGUGGAGGGCUGCCAGCAUACGUGGCUCAUUUCUGUUUCAGUGGAGGGCAUUAUCUGCAGAACCGCGCGACGAGGACUCGAUGGAAGACGAAGAUGACAUGGACAUUUGGUCAGGCAAUCAAAACCGCCAUCUCUGGAAAACCGCAUGUACCAGAGCUGCUCUCAGCCCCGCUCUCUCUGAUCAAGAACGGAUACUAUAUGCAGCCCUAGCACCUUCACCACAAACCUCAAACGUACUCAAACUGGCCUGUAGAACAUGGGAAGACCAUCUUUGGGCGCAAGUCAGCAUAAUGUGUGAGGAGAAGGAGAGCCAGGAACUGAGUAGGCUUGGGGGUAGUUUCUGGGAGGGUGGCGUAGAGGCUGUAGACAAGGGCGUUAACGACGAGCUUGAUGAUGCUGAAGAAGAAGAGUGGAAGAAGGAAGCUAUAAGCAGCUUGGACAGUCUAAAGAGUAUAGCUGUUCUUGAAGGGCCACCUGCAGAUCACGCUUUCCACUUUUCGCAGCUUUUGAUCAUCCUCAAUCGGACGAACACGCUGUUGGACUCCUUUGCUGUUGGCCUGAAAGAUGGUUCUUACACCCAGUCAUCGUUCGAGUACGCGUCGAUGUGCCGCUUCUUUGCCCACUUCUGCCUCUUCCUCCAAAUGAUCGAUAUCCCCGUACCCCCUCUGGCAACUCAAGUUAUCCUCGAAUCAUAUCUUCAAGUUUUGGAGGACGCAGGACAACGAGAUCUAAUCGCAAUGUACGCAAGUGCCCUAGGAGAAAACGCCAUCGAGCGAUACGCCUUAUUCCUCGUUUCCCUUGCCCUCACCGCGGACAUCAACGAACGCCGGCUGGCACUUACACGAGCGAGGGAUCAUGGGCUUGACCCUGCACGCGUGGCAGUGGUCACUGCAGAGCGAACGAUCGAGCAGGCGUUUGACGUUCUACCAGUACUGGAAGGACCAUUACCAUCCAUUAUCGCACUGCAACAACCGCCAACGGAUGCUGAACUGUUCCUGCUUCGGUCUAUUGAGUGGACGAUAUUCCAGGAUACGACGUAUAACACCGCACUUGAGCAAGCUAACGUUAUUCUGCGGUAUUUCCUUGGCACCGGUCGUGUACAAGCUGCACAAAGCCUUUUAGACGUCCUACCCCCCGAACUCGCGGGAAUCUCGGAACCAGAGGAGAGAGCGACGGAAUACCUACACUAUCGCCAGUUCUUCGUCAUUUGGGAAACGGUGGAACGUGUGGUGGAUUGUCAGUCUCAGCAUGUGCCCGGGAUGAACAAGGAUGCAAAGGCAACUUGGUUGGAUGAUUAUCGGAGUCUGAUUGAUCAAGCUCACGACCAAAUUACGAGACUUUUGACUACGGAGUGGUUGGUUUCUGAUGUUGAGAAUCCGGGCGAUGAGCUCGAUGAAAGACGAAAAGAUCUCAUUCGGAUCCGUCAGAUAUAUAUACCCGAACUUAUUAUCCGCCUUCAUUUCCUAUUGUUCGACUCACGGCACUUUAUACCAGAAAACCUCAAACGCGCAUUACAGCUCGCGAACAUCGUGGCAGACUCGCGGUAUCAACUGUACGAGGACUUUGUGAAUGAGGAUGGGAAGAGGUUGGGGGAUUACCUUGGUGCUGUUAGGGAAGCGAUCCUUGGUGGGUUGGAGGGUGGGGGGUCGGAUCCUUUCAGAGUGAUAGCGUCUGCGUGA
Messenger RNA from Laccaria bicolor S238N-H82, 2325 nucleotides. RefSeq lists its product as uncharacterized. The record is from RefSeq and is a predicted model, not a curated record. Gene Ontology annotation, molecular function: structural constituent of nuclear pore. Gene Ontology annotation, cellular component: nuclear pore; nuclear pore outer ring. Lineage: Eukaryota; Fungi; Basidiomycota; Agaricomycetes; Agaricales; Hydnangiaceae. The coding region runs from base 1 to 2325 and encodes 774 amino acids. Gene Ontology annotation, biological process: mRNA export from nucleus; protein import into nucleus; post-transcriptional tethering of RNA polymerase II gene DNA at nuclear periphery. The transcript is spliced from 14 exons.